Molecule: messenger RNA, 2595 nt
Organism: Cuscuta campestris
Lineage: Eukaryota; Viridiplantae; Streptophyta; Magnoliopsida; Solanales; Convolvulaceae
Source: the annotation of a GenBank genome assembly
GCUUACUUAUUGCAACGUCUUGGGUAGUAGUUAAUGCACCAGUGAGUGCAACUUUUUUCACCAUAGUAACAUAAAAGAAUACGGAGUACAUUUAUAUAUAAAAUAAUAUAAGCAAAGGCAAAUACUGACUCAUCUCAAAACUUCAAGCAAAACUCAAGUCUUGGAGUGCGAUAAUAUCCACUCCUAUUGCCGGCGCCAAAAUAAGCAAAGACAUAUACCGAACCUCCCUUUAUUCUCUUUUCAAAAAUUCACACCAAGCCUUUUCAAAUUGUGGCAUGGAUAAUAGUUUCCUACACAAUCUCCAAAAAAGAUCAUAAUCAAUGGAUAUAUUUAUAUAUUUUAUUUUUUUAGAUUCAUCCAUCCAUCAUAUGUGUUUCUUUUCACAUUUAGAAAUAAUUACAUAACAAUCUUACACUGAGCCACUGAGACUCACUUGAACAAUAACAAUGGAAAGACACUGAGUGUUGAGGCAAGGCAAAUCCAAUGCUCUGGUUGAACCAAAUGUGUGUAUUGAACCAAUAUACUCAAAUAAAUGUGUAAAAUAAUUGAUUGGUUCAACAUUGAAAAUACACUGUUUAGUUAAAAGAAUCUUGAAACACACAGAAGAUUGGGUAUAUAAACACUCUUAACAUAACACUUUUUUAAACAAUAACAAUGGAAAGACACUGAGCAUUAAACAAAUAUAAUGCCAGUAUUCUGAUUGAACCAACUGAGUUUAUUGAACCAAUGUAUUAAGGCAUCUAUGCAAAACUAUGUACGGAGUAAUAUACUAACAUAUAGGUGAAUAUGUUGCAACACUACGAAGUUCUGAUUCAGAAUUCUGUUAUGGUAUGUUUGGAAACAUGGAUUUGGAUUUCAAAUCCGGAUUUAGCUCAAAUUCCAUGUUUGGAAAACUUAAAAAUUUUGAAUCUGGAUUUGAGUCAAAUUCUUCUCUUCAUAAUAAAGCUUAAUUUAAAAUUCAUGCACCUCCUUAGGUUAGUUCCAUACCAUUUUGCAGAAAUGAUUGUUGUGAUUUAUAUAUUCAUUGUGUUGGAUUGUAAUUUUAUGGUUGAAUGUCUAUGACUGUUUUAGCAUGCUUGAUAUAAUUUGUUUUUGUUUUAUAUGUUUUCUUACUGCAAGUAGAUUGAUUUUUUAGGACUUACUUUCUUUUAAGCAUCAUUAUUCCUUGAAUAUUCUUAUUGCUGCUGGACCUCAUUUGUUCAGUUAUUAGUCCUGUGUUCUGACUAAACCAUCUGUGUUUAUUGAACCAACUGACUCAAAUUACUGUGCAGAAUAGUGAAUUGCUUCAUGAAUGGAAAGACACUGAUCUGUUAAAAGAAAAUUGGAACAAACAGAACAUUGGAAACACUUUAUUAAACAAUAACAAUGGAAAGACAACUGAUUGAACCAACCGUGUUAAUUUACUAAACCAACUCAUUGACACAAUUGUGCAAAAUUCUUGAUUGGUUCAAGAUUAGAAAUUCACUGUUUGGCUAAAAGAAACUUGAAGCACGCACACCAUUGAUUCAUCAAACACAAAGAACACUCGCCAAUAAAUACUCAGAAAUAUUGAUUUAGAAGAACUUUGAAACACGGGUUAUAUAAUCAUUGGUUCAAUAAAUAAAAGAAACACGCAUGUAAUGAUCUACUUACGUGUUGGUCCAUGAGUACCGUCUCAAUUGAAUCCAUCCCCUUGUCAUCAUUGUACGUCGGCAAGGUAUUCAGUUGAAUCACCCGAAACAAAACUCUUCAACAUUCACUCGUCAGAGUGAUCUUCAACAAAGGGUAAAUGAUUUUGGAAGACAUAUCAAUUAAGCAAGGAAAUUAGAUCGCUGAAGUUUAUAAUUUGAUUUAUAAAAACGCAACGGGAAGGUUGACCUAUCUAGAUGGGUCUCCAGGUGGAAAUAGAAACGGAAAGUGUUUUUUCACCAAAAACAAUACAGAGUAAUUAGGACUUUUUUUCACUCUGAGUCCGCUUGGGCAAUUCUACAGAGUGGAGAUGAGUAUUUACUGCUACAUAAUGUCAACUAUUCUAAGAACAUACGUAGUAUAUGAAGUAUAUGAUUUCAAACCAAAUUCAACAGAAAAUAUAUGGUGGAUUGCGUAUGUGAACUUUUCAAUAAAAAUUGUUCUUCUCUUUACCACUAUACUCACAUCAAAUACAAAAUUCCAAAAAAAAAUUAUCGGAUUGCAUGUUUGAAACUAAUAAUUAGUGGAACCCCAAAUUAUAAUUUGAGCAUCACAAUUGAAUUGCAAAAACCUGGAGCAGCUCCGUCUAACCUUAGUCAUUUCAUUCAUCCGCCUUCGUUCAAAGCUACACUGGCGGACAAACUGUUGGCGCUGAUCCAGAUCCGAGGUUCUUCAAUUCGAACCUAGAGCUAAACGUAAUCUCAAGACCGGAUUUAUCUCUACUGUACAGAAAUACAAAAAAAAUCAAAACAAACCUAAUUUGUAGACUUUCCUUCGCGAAGAUGGAAGUUUCUACUUUUGCACUUCUUAAAUCCUUGAGUAAAUAUGAGAAAACACAGAUUUCAUGCGAUGUAGCAGGAAAGGCGAGAUCUUCCUAGUCUGAGAAAUUUCUUUCUUCCGGUUGGAUGGCACGGCAGCUGAAGCCCU